AUGAGACGAGUCCUGCAGGUCCUUGCUUGUUGCCUUAUUCACCCCUUAAUGGUCUCUGCGAAAGCAGAUCCGAAGUACAAUGCAUCUCUUCCGUUCCGACCAAGCAAUGUGACAGGGCUGAGUGAUAUCUACCUUUGGGUUGGAUCGUAUGUCAAAAUAGAGUUCACACCCGAGAUCGGAUCGACAACCAACACAUCAGUAUGCCAAAAUCUCCAAGGUCAAACGUUCACUGCGGAGUUUCAAUCUAUCCUCGCUAUUACCGAAAGAGGUCCUUACAAUGUGGGCUCAAACCCAGUGAAUGCGCUUUUAACCCUCUGGAACUCGAGCACAAAUCUUUCAUCGCUCUCAAGCUCCACCACGACGUUUCUAUGGACCUCACCAUCCCUUCGAUGGUAUCUCGAGUCUGCCCCCUGGGUAAUAUAUGCGAAAAAUACCACGACUGAAAGCGACUCGCCCUCCGAUCGUUCCGUCAAUGAUAUCUUCAACUUGACCUUAUCGUCUAGCGCCAAGGAGGCUCCAUAUAACCUGACGGGCGCUAUUAAGGACGCAGACGCAAUGCUGGAUACUUUCGAUAUGAAUUUAAAAUCCUGCAAUACUUCUAUUGAAAGUAGCCAAAAUUACAUGUCGCUCGUUGAUCGCGACUACUCUAACAAUGCUGGUUGGAACUGGACAUAUCCAGCAGUUGACUUACAAUUUGACAGCCAAACAGCAAAUUUCACUGUGAAUGGAUAUGCCGCUGCUUUUCCGUAUCGGAUUUCCUAUACUGAAGGUGGCGAAAAUAGACCAUUAGGCCCGGACGAGGUACAGGGAAAGAUCAAGAUUUCCUUCUUCGGGGUCAUCGAUCCUUACCACUCGGAUACCCUGAUCAACACCAGCACAAUACCUACUUGGCUCAGAACGGUAGGAUUUGGAAACAAUUCCAUGAACAUCGGCUACGAUAGUGGGACUCUUGGCUGGCCUCAUCCAUCGCAUUGGCAGGCCACU
Molecule: messenger RNA, 984 nt
Organism: Penicillium riverlandense
Lineage: Eukaryota; Fungi; Ascomycota; Eurotiomycetes; Eurotiales; Aspergillaceae
Exons: 3
Source: RefSeq, a predicted model, not a curated record